CCGCACAGCUGCGGGCGGAGCUGCUCUCUGACCUUCAGGGAGACUAUAAGAGAGCAGAAGAGACAGACAGCCUCAUUCCACAGACAGACGGAGACAGAGACACACGCGCCGCUCACGGACAACAAACACAGGGAAGCGCAGACAUGAACGCUGCUCCUCCUGCAGGAAGUGCUCUGGCGACGCCCGCCAGCACCACCGGACCAACCACACCCAAGAAAGGGCCGCCCAAAUUCAAGCAGAGACAGACACGCACCUUCAAGAGCAAGGCCCCCAAACCCGGGCAGAAAGGGUUCGGCGAUGACAUUCCUGGUAUGGAGGGUCUCGGCACAGACAUCACUGUCGUGUGCCCAUGGGAGGCGUUCGGAGACAUGGAGCUCAGCGAUCUGGCCAAAUACGGCAUUAUCUAAACCCCGCCCCCUUGACGUCACCACCUUCAGCCCCGCCCAUCUUGUCCCAUGGCCCCACCCCUUUUGCUCGAUGUUGUCGUGUGGUUAUGAUGUGUGAUGGUAAAGGACUGAUUCAACACAUGGACACUGUCAUUAUUGAUAUGAUUGUUAUUGUUAUUAUUAUUAUUAUUAUAUAAUAUUUUAUAUUUUGUAUAUGUUGCGAUAAGACGACAACUUAUCCCCUCCCACACCCCAGCUGUCAAUCAACAUUCUGAAACCUAGUCAUCAGGGUUAAGACACGCCCCUAUCUGCGACUCCACCCUUAACACUGACAAAUUACAGAAGGUGUGUUUCCUGUAGCAGCGAUGACUGAUGAAAUCACUUCCUCUGUCUAUGAUACGAUAGCCUGUCCCAUAAACACAUUUAUAUUAUUAAAUGUGUCGUGUGUGACUACGAGAGUAGAAAUCCGAUUAAAGUUUCUAUUUUCAGUAACUCUGUUGACUUUAUUGCAAAUAGAAUAAAAGCAAAUAUCACAACA
Molecule: messenger RNA, 924 nt
Organism: Labeo rohita (rohu)
Lineage: Eukaryota; Metazoa; Chordata; Actinopteri; Cypriniformes; Cyprinidae
Gene: pde6hb
Product: phosphodiesterase 6H, cGMP-specific, cone, gamma, paralog b
Exons: 4
Coding region: 144-407 (87 amino acids)
Biological process (GO): positive regulation of G protein-coupled receptor signaling pathway; positive regulation of epidermal growth factor receptor signaling pathway; visual perception
Cellular component (GO): photoreceptor outer segment membrane
Molecular function (GO): cGMP binding; 3',5'-cyclic-nucleotide phosphodiesterase activity
Source: RefSeq, a predicted model, not a curated record